AUGUCGAAGACUGUCCACGACAUGCCCCACCCGAGUAACCCGAUGGACGGAGUCCAGUCUCUUCACGGCGGGAGGAGCGAAAGCAGUCUCCUCGACGCUCUGACCGAGACCCUUUGGAGGCUCCGAGCUGCCAGUCGCCGCAGAGACCGUCGUGACGGGGCGGCGGCGGCGGCGGCGGCAGGGAGGAGAUGCAGGGGAGGAGAACCGGGUGGCGCAGGUGGAGGGGAAUGGCCGCCAGGCAGCAGAGAAGCGACGCUCAGUCCCGCAGAGGGCGACCAAGACGUUGAGGAGCGAAGAGGACCUUCUGACAAAGAGCGGGAGGAAAGAGAGUGCCAGCGGAGGGUUCUGGGAGUGUUGAGGGAGCUGAGUGUUUUGCAUGCAGAGCGAGUGACUGCAUGGAGAGGGGUCCUCAGAGAAGGGGCCCACGGGUCCUCGGCAGGGGGCCGUGAUCGGCCGCAUCCACCCGCAACAGACUGCACCGUCGCACCUUGUUCACGCUCCUUCGAUGACACUUUCCUGAGCGUCGAGAAGAACGUAGACAACAUGGUGGACGCGAUUAACGCGACCUUAGCCCACCUGGAUGAAGAAAUCCUCAGGUCACGUGCGGCGGAGGCCUCGGCCGCGGACGCGGCGCUCCGCGCCACCGGCGAUCCCGAAGAACCGGAGCGGCCCGAGGGCGACCACGCCGGAUCGGACUCUGGGCGCAAACGGGGCGACGGAGGCGGAGAUGCGACGCCACGAGCGUCCGACGCGAGGGUCGGCGGGACGGUCGCCUGCGACGAUGCGGAAGAGCCGGGAAGUCAAGGGGAAGGAAGGGAGGACUGCGUUUCUCUCCAGAGGGAGAGCGAUUCCCCGGAGGAGAGGGAAAAGGACACAAAUAGGAUAAACAAGGAAUGGAUCCAAGUUGGGCUCACCGGUGAACAGGGGGGGACCGACUGGGAUGUACCCGACGCGUGCUUCGUCCGGGCACCCAGGGGCGUCGCCGGAGUCCUGAGAUGCGAGGCGGCCGACGCCCUGAGCUGCCUGAUGGUGACCGGCUCCGAGGAAUUGGUCAGCCGAGUGAUCAGGGUCGAAGUUCACGCGGGAGCCGACAUCCACUUCCCUGUGACGAUUGCCGUGCCCUUCUGCGCGCGUUACCGCGGCAACUACAGGGACGUCGCCGUGAAGAUCGUCGAUGGGGAGAGGAGGGCCAGCUACGUCACUCCUGUGACUGCAGAGGGAACGUAUGGAGGGCAGAGGGGCUCAUUUGCCGAGGUGAAGGUGUACUCCCUGGGCCUCUUCGCAGUGGUUUCCUGUUUGAAAAAGGAAAACUUCACAGUUCCCACUAAAGGUGUGUCACUCAAGCUGACCGCGGACCACCGAAUCUGCCUGAACUACCCCCCGGGAUCCUUCGCCGCGCCAGUGAUGGCCCAAACCGUGAUCCAGCCGCUGGAUGCCGUCCUUCUGGCGGCCGUCAAGUCCCGGAGCGACGCCUAUCACCCGGUGGCGUCCACGAGUCCGCUGCUCCACCUCGCCCACCCGUCCUCCCAGAGCCUCAGGAGACCCCUCACGGUCACCCUGCCCUGCGCUCCCCCGAACCCCGAAAAGAAGAGGCCCGCGACGGGGCAAGAGGAGGAGCUGGAGGACCAAGCUCCCUCGCCGCGGGGUCAAUCUGCUCGCCACGUGGCGAGAGUGCCGGGGAACUCUGUGAAGUCGAAGGAGGUGUCCAGCGAGCUGCUGAGUGUUCUGGGCUCUAGGGACCAGCAGUGGAGCGUCCUGGACGAAGUCGUGGUCCGGAACCAGCAAAACGGACUGGUGUCCUUCGAGCUGACGGAGAACUUUGACAGGCUGCUGGCGGUGCGCCUCCUCUCUCCGCUGCGGCCCUGUCGCCUCGCCUCCCUGGCGGGGGAGCUGGAGGAGUCGUCCCGGUGCCACGCCGUCACCGUCGUCCUGCAGCGGCGGCGGGACGAGCCUCGCGCCGUCCUGGCGGCCGCCCUGCCCAGCAGGGAGCUCCGCUGGGAGCUGUCCAGGCUGCGGGCCCGGGGCUACGGGGGCCUCUCGGAGGCCGCGUCCGAGAUCUCCAUGUGCGAAGGGGACCAGCUUCUGCUGCGUUUUGCCGGCAACAUCGCCUCCGAGGGUAAUGCCCCUGCUGUAGAUCGGAUCCCUUUCCACUACCAGCAGAGGAGCCACCUGGUGGUGCGUCUGACCGAAGUGGACCCGUUCGGGAACCGCAGCUCGCCCCACUACAAGGGCACGGCCGUGUUUUACAAGGUCACCCGAGGUCAGCUGCAGUGGCGAGGAGACGGGCCGGUCCCCAUGGACCCGAAGCUUCUGGGGGACCCCGUGUGCAAGCUGUCUCUGACCUUGCCGAAGAGAGAGAGGGCCGUCCAUCGGCCCAUCGCAGUCCGUGUGAAGCCAUGCGAGGAGACGGACUCCCUGCCGGACUCUCUGCUCCUGUGGCUGUCCGGGGAGCUUUCGGGGGAGGAGGAGGUGGCGCGGCUGGUGCUGUCCCUGCGCCUCCGGCGGAGCGCCGCUCAGCUGGCGAGGCUCCGUUGCGGGGACAGCCCGUCCGCCCAGGCCUUCCGCGUCCUGACCACGUGGAGGAGGGGGCUGCCCGCCGCCAGCCACCACCCCAAGGCCUCCCAGCUCGCCCGCUGCUUGGCCAAGAGCGGCAGGCCGGACCUGGCCAGGGAGCUGCUGCUGCGGCAGGCCGCACGCGCCGGGCCGUCGUCGCCGACGCCGCAGAGCAGCGAGCACGCCGGUGUUUGAAUGGCUGCGGUUGCAGUUUGGGGUUUGAGCCACAAGAGGUCAGCAUUGGACUGUGAGAUUGAGUGGUCUAUUCCAGUCGAUGAGGUUCAUGAGCCGACCCCCAAAGACUUCGACCAAGUAAAAAUAAAUCCAUAUUUUUUUUCUGCCUCAUUGUCUUAUGACCACUUAUGAUUUUCUUUUGACCCCUUGGAGGGCCCCGAACCUUAGGCUGUGAACCAGCAGGGUUUGGUGAGCUAAAUCACAUGUAGUGUAAUGUGAUUUAUUAGAUAUGAAAAAUCUGUAUUUAGUUUAGUCAUUUGCAAUGGACACCUCACCUCAUGUUAUGGGUUUACAAUGCAAUAGAUCUCUUUCUAGACUAGAGACACAAGCGUGUUAAAUAAUUCCAUAUAGUUUUUUUUAAUGUUUUAAUGUAUAUUACACCUAAACUGUAGGCUGUUCGACUCGUAGCCUUUCUCAGGUUCAUUUUGUAUGUUUAUACUGAAUACUUGGUCUCCACAGACGACCAGUCAGCCAUCAGCUCUCUGUCUAAACAAACGCUGACACUGAGCUCUGACCUCUUCUUGGCUCGCUGACAUGUCGUCUGUAAGUCGUGACAGCGUCGGAUGAUGGUUACUGAUUGGAUAAGAAAGGCUUUUUCUCAGCAUAAUAAAAGUGCAUUCAUGGUUUUGAUAUGAGUUUGAGUUUAACUGAGCCUUUAAAAUAAACAAAAAUGUUGGAAU
Pungitius pungitius (ninespine stickleback) is the source of this 3467-nucleotide messenger RNA. It is a transcript of the gene dthd1, whose product is annotated as death domain containing 1. The record is from RefSeq and is a predicted model, not a curated record. NCBI's taxonomy places the organism in Eukaryota, Metazoa, Chordata, Actinopteri, Perciformes, Gasterosteidae. The transcript is spliced from 11 exons. The coding region runs from base 1 to 2748 and encodes 915 amino acids.